Rubroshorea leprosula is the source of this 818-nucleotide messenger RNA. The record is from the annotation of a GenBank genome assembly. Lineage: Eukaryota; Viridiplantae; Streptophyta; Magnoliopsida; Malvales; Dipterocarpaceae.
CAACAACAUAUCGACUACGUCAUGUGAUCCGUUACACAGCCAAGGAGGUCCAGUCACGCGAGCUAGGGCUAAGAAGAUGCAUGAAGCUUUAAGUGGCCUUAUUGAGCAUAUCUGGGUUGAAAACAACAUACAACAAGCAAAUCGAAGCUUGGAUGAUUAUCAAGGCAUGGUAAACAUCAUUCAGGUUCAAGAGAAGCUUAGUUGAGGUCAUUUGCAUGGAAUUACACAGUUUGCGUCAAAAUCGCACAAUUCUGCUGCAACUUGUAGCAAACUGAUAUUUCGUGUUAUUUUAGGUUAUUUUAGUGAUUGUCACGUUUUUUGUAUUAUUUUUGGGCUGAACAUUUGCUUAUUUGAAGCUCAAUUCGUGGUUAUUAGGUUUAGGCCUUAGGGUGUUAAUUUCCUAUUCUGAUUAGGAUUUGUUUUCUCUAUUUAAAGGGUUUGUAACCCUAAUGGGGGAGAUUAUUGAAUCUGAGUUUUUGAGAGACUUUUCUCUUUGGUUCGUUUCAGAACUUUACAGAACUUAUCAAGAUUAUUUUUGUGGCGUUUUAACUUGACUUAUCAUUCUUGUUCUUAAUCGUUCAAGGGUGUGGCGUCAACCAACUUUAUACCUCUGGUUCUUGUUGCGUCAUAGACAACGGGUCAAGGUUUUUACCUUUGGUUCUUGUUGCGACAUAAACAACGGGUCAAGGUCCUAUCAUAAACCUGAUUUAGCUUUCCUGGAGUUUACAAAUCCCUUGUCGUGCUGUGGGUCUCAUUGUUCUCUUUGGGGUUCUCAUCAUCUUGCUUAACCUCUACAAAACUAAAAGACACCCAUUUGG